ACAACGGAGGUGACAUUAUUUAUGGAAUCAAGAAAAAGUUGCGUGGUCAGGUUGUGGAAAUGGGAAAUUGUGAUGUCAUGUACAAAUUAAAAUGCUUCAAAUAUAUACCAGCUCCUUCUUAUGCUUAUUUCAAGUACGAUGCUGCCAAGGGUCUAUGUGAAGGAAUUGGUGGACGAUUAGCCAAUAUAUAUGACGUAACCCACUACAAACUGAUUGAAUCGUACCUUCGAUCAAAACUUGGUCAGCAGUCACUCUUCUACGUUUGGACUGGUCUAACUUAUCGGAACAACAAAUUAUUCUUGACUACUGGCGAAGAAGUUACUUUUCCGAUAGAGUAUUGGUACAAAAAAACUACAAAUCAAGGGAGUGAUCCUACUUGGACAAGAACACAUCUGUACGUAAGCAAAGAUCCAAACAGUAUUUAUAGAGGAAUCAAUGCUCCUUCACCAACAUCAGAGGCUUCUGGUCCACUGUGUGAACUAUAGAACGAAUGAAUAAACUCAUGCAUAUAAUUGAGCUUACUAAUUUAGACUUCUUUGUUAAGGAAGUUGUUUAAUAUUUCAAUAUAAAAAUUCUGUUGGACACGAAAAAUUCUGUUUGGCCCGCACGAAUAAAAGUUUGGGAACCGCUGUGACAUUUAAGAAUAAAAAAAACUGCUCUUAACUUUUCUAACUUUUUAGGACAUGAAUGACCC
Messenger RNA from Styela clava, 694 nucleotides. Lineage: Eukaryota; Metazoa; Chordata; Ascidiacea; Stolidobranchia; Styelidae. The record is from RefSeq and is a predicted model, not a curated record.